Molecule: messenger RNA, 1073 nt
Organism: Actinia tenebrosa (Australian red waratah sea anemone)
Lineage: Eukaryota; Metazoa; Cnidaria; Anthozoa; Actiniaria; Actiniidae
Product: proteasome subunit alpha type-1
Biological process (GO): ubiquitin-dependent protein catabolic process
Cellular component (GO): proteasome core complex; proteasome core complex, alpha-subunit complex
Source: RefSeq, a predicted model, not a curated record
GCGGUAAUACCCAUUAAUGUUCAAAGACUAACACACCGGCCAACAAAAUGUUUCGGAACCAAUAUGAUAACGAUGUUACGGUGUGGAGCCCCCAGGGCCGAAUCCAUCAAAUUGAAUAUGCCAUGGAAGCUGUAAAGCAGGGUUCAGCCACAGUUGCCUUGAAGUCUAAGACCCAUGCAGUACUAGUUGCCCUUAAGCGUGCUCCUUCAGAGUUAUCUGCUCAUCAGAAAAAGAUUCUUCCUGUAGAUGACCAUAUUGGUAUAUCUAUUGCUGGUUUAACAGCAGAUGCUAGGCUUUUAAGUAAGUUCAUGCGCAAGGAAUGCCUAAAUUCAAAGUAUUCAUAUAAUACAAGUCUACCUGUGUCAAGACUGGUUGGAGUUGUGGGUGAUAAAAUGCAAAUACCAACCCAGAGGUAUGGUCGGCGACCUUAUGGAGUGGGUCUUCUUGUAGCAGGAUAUGACGAGAUGGGUCCUCAUAUAUUCCAGACAUGUCCAUCAGCUAAUUACUUUGACUGUAAAGCAAUGGCAAUUGGUGCUCGCUCACAGUCUGCAAGAACAUACCUUGAAAAGCAUUUAGAGAACUUUCCUGAUUGUGAACCAGAAGAACUGAUUAAACAUGGCUUGUUAGCCUUGAGGGAAACACUGCCUUCAGAGCAAGAACUAACCACAAAGAAUUGUUCCAUUGGGUUGGUUGGUUUGAAUCAAACCUUUAUUGCCUAUGACGAUGAUGCUGUAGCACCAUUUUUGGCUGGUUUGGAUCAAUCCAAGAAAGCAAGAGGUGGUCAGGCCGAAGCUGAUGUUACUAUGGGUGCUGAUGAAGUGGGAGGAGAGGGUGAAACAAAAGGAGAAGCCAUGGAGUCUGAAGAAAGCUAAAAAACAGAAGAAUGUGUUGUCAUACCUCAGCUUGGAUUGUUGAAAAAUGUAUUCAAGCAAAUGCAGUUUGGUUAAAAUACAAAUGUUUGUCUUCAAGGCUAGUCUAUUGUACAUGUAGCAAUAGCUAUCCAGUUUGAUAUUUUACUUAUCAGGGCGUGCCAUGUAAAAAUAACCCCAAUAAAUGUCCACCUUACCAACAUA